This is a messenger RNA of Caenorhabditis remanei, 615 nucleotides long. RefSeq lists its product as uncharacterized. Lineage: Eukaryota; Metazoa; Nematoda; Chromadorea; Rhabditida; Rhabditidae. Bases 1 to 615 code for a protein of 204 amino acids. The record is from RefSeq and is a predicted model, not a curated record. The transcript is spliced from 2 exons.
AUGCAAGGAGAAGUCGAAAACUUUGAUGAAAUUAUGACAGCUCUCCGAAAAGUACGAUGUGGUGCAAUAACCAACGAAAAAGAGUAUGCUUACCUGAUGUAUUCGAUAGCAGCUGGAGUAAUGCGAAAGAUUGGCGUAGAGUUCUGGAACGAUUUCGAAUCACUGAAGUAUUACUGUCAAAAUGUCAUCGAUGGAUCGUAUGAUGGUCGUGAUAGUCGUUUCAAUAAGUUGACUUGCCAAGAAUACCAAAACGAACACGCUGAAAUGAAAAAGACAAUAAAGAAGAAACGAGAGGAGUUUUGCAAGCUCAACGAAUUGGAAAAAUCUCUCGACACAGCGAAAUCAUUGUCGGAAUACGAAGAGAAGGGAUCAGUGCCAACUGAUGGGAGAACACCGAGCACGGCUAGUGAAGUAAAGAAGCCUGCUGAAAACCAAGAGAAAAAGGGGCUCUCUAGCCCUUUGCCCACUUCAUUGAAAUCUAAAAAAAGUACAAAGAAUAACAAGUCAGAGAAGAAAAAUGUGAAAGACCAGCCACAAGGAAAGAAUGAAAAUGCGACAAAAGAUGGGAAAUCCGGAAAGAAAAGUGAUAAGAAAGUAGAUGCAAAAAAAUUGUGA